GUGCUGAGAUGAAUUAAAUAGAUUCUCAAAAGAGAAGAGAUGGAAUGUUUUGAUUCCUGUCAGACUGUCCUCAUAAUGAGGCAUUUGAGCGCCCCUAGCGGCUGAGCAGAGUACUUUUCACGCAGGGCGUGAAUGCGUGACCCCUCCCCCUCCACAGUCGAUCUGGAAAAGAAAAAAAAAACUUUUUUGUAUCGAAGGAAUCAACAGCCGCCAUCUUGUUGUGGCUCGGAAUUAGGAUUUCGUUUCAACACGGGGUUUCACUCAGAAAUUAAACAUACUUAUUGGGACAUGACAACGUCCUUUUAGCGAAAAUCAAAGCUUGAAAAUACAUAGAAGUGAUUUUAUGCGCAAAAACUGGAGUUAGAUUGGUAUUCGUCGGGCAAAAUUGGUCCGUAUAUCUGAUUUCCCCUUCAGAGUGCGGCGUUUCAGCUCGUGUCGCCUUUCAGGAGCAUUAUUAAUCGUUGGUAAGCGGAGGCCACGUCAUGACUGUAUGUAUGUAUGUAUAUGUAUGCCUUCUAAGAUAAAACCUCCUUUGCAUCUGUGCAUUUUUGGGGAGCUUUGCGCGAUUUUUGCAUGAAGAAAUUUGACGUCACGCAAAAUGGGUACUUUGAACAUCUAGGAUUUACCUGUCUCCAGAAAUGCUGCAAUAUACCUGAUUUUUUAAAUGCUCAUUUCGACACGCGUCCUUUACAUGGGGAUCGUUGGAACGUAGAUCAUUUAAUGACAAUAAUGUGGGUGUUGGGUGUUGGAUUAACAUGGGGUGAAUGGCGGUGGCGAAGCGGGGCGCUAUUGCAUCUCUUUUGAAGGCUCUGACACAGCGAGGAGUUGCUAACAGUUAACUUAGCAGCCAAUUAGCUAGCUAUUAGCCAGUUAGCAAACGGUGGCAGCUUGCUGAUGAGUUAACCGAAAAAGCAAACAUUUAUUUUCGAGGGGGGAAAAUCGUACAGUAGUCAACCUAAAAUCUAGGCAGACGUGGAAAGAGGUAUGGCUGAAAACUUACUCGAUCACGGACCUCCCAGCACCAAACGGCCGAAGCUGAAUUCACCUGCACUGUCAGCGUCUGAUGGACAAGAACUUGGGUCGCUGUCUUGGGAUGAUUUGGAGAAUGACCUUCCUGAUGAACUAAUUCCCAAUGGAGGGGAAUUAAGCCAUAUGGGUGGAGCUGGUGGGACCGGCACCUCAGCUGGUCUAGCUGGGAGCGGUGGUGCCUCUAUUGUCCCAGAUGCUGCUGCAAAGCACAAACAGCUCUCUGAACUUCUUCGAACUGGUAGUACGACCAAUAUCACAGGCACUGGGCUCAACUCUGCCAGCCCUCAACCUGGUGGUAUUGGGGCUGCACUGGGAACACCGCUGGGUAAGAGCCCUCUUGGCCAGGGCUCUCCAAACAGCCACCCGUCACCCCAGGCCCAGAAGGCAGGAACCCCUACUGGAGUAGCAGGGCAGAAUACCAGUAAUACUGCUGCAACAAUGGGCUUGAGCACAGCUGGUUUCACUCAAACCAUGAUGAACAAUAGCCAGGGUCAUGCUGGACUCCAUAACCAAGGGGGUCAGCCUCAGCCGGGUCAAGUGAUCAAUGGCGGGAUUGUACCUGGGACCGGGAGAGGACGUGGUGCUGGAGUAGCAGGGAUGCAGUACCAGGGACAGACAUUACAGGCAACUGCACCAGGAGGAACUGGAAGUGCUCUGGCAGAAACGCUCACUCAAGGAGGACAGCAGAUUGGAGCUCUUACCAGCCUUGGUGCUGCCCAACAAGCAGGCAACUUGAACAAGCUGGCCCUGGGUAGCAAUGGAGGUCCAUUUGGGGCUCAGUCGUAUGGUCAAGGUGCUGCGGGACCGGGCCAGCAGCUAAAUUCUCAGCAGCAGCAGCUUCAGAGCAAGGCCGCUCUUGCCAACAGCCUGCCGCAGUUCCCUAAUGAACUCAAAGGGGCUGCUGUCACAAGCAUGCCUAAUAUGCUCCAACAGCAGCCGCAGCAACAGGCGACCAUGCUUCCACUGGCCAACAGCGGCGGAGUGACGGUCCCUUCGGCAGGCCCGACGGCCGAUCCUGAGAAGCGCAAGCUGAUCCAGCAGCAGCUGGUCCUGCUGCUUCAUGCACACAAGUGCCAGCGGCGGGAGCAGGCCAACGGGGAGAUGAGAGCCUGUGCUUUGCCGCACUGCCGCACCAUGAAGAACGUCCUCAAUCACAUGACCCAUUGUCAGGCUGGCAAAUCUUGCCAGGUGGCUCAUUGUGCAUCAUCCAGACAGAUCAUCUCCCAUUGGAAAAAUUGCACACGGCACGACUGUCCUGUCUGUUUGCCCCUAAAGAAUGCCAGUGACAAGCGCACCCAGCAGCCUAUGGUGAGCUCCCCAAACCCAGGCCUUCAGAACCCCAUGUCCUCUGUUGGUGUGGGGCAGCCCAGUGCCCCCGCCAUCAAUACCUCAGCUCCAAUAGACCCCAGCUCCAUGCAGAGAGCCUACGCUGCCCUCGGUUUGACUUACAGCAGCACACCCACCGGACAGAACCCAGCCCAGCAGGUCCCAGGACAAACAGCGGGUCCCCAGACCGGCCAGUCUCAGCAGCUUCAGCAGCAGCUGAGAUCCAUCAAUGCCAUCGGUAACCAGAUGACUCUUGGAGGUGGGACAAUAGGUGUGACCACUUCAGAUCAGACUAAUCUGCACACGGACUCUCUUCCCAACACACUCAACAAUCAGCUGCUGCCUGAUGGAUCAGCUGUGGGAGCGAUGGGAAGUCUUCCCACCGCAUCGCCCAUUGCAUCCGCCGGCUCCAGGAAAGCCUGGCAUGAGCACGUCACUCAGGACCUGCGCAAUCACCUUGUUCACAAACUAGUACAAGCCAUAUUCCCCACCCCCGACCCGGCAGCUUUGAAGGACAGACGGAUGGAGAACCUGGUGGCUUAUGCGCGGAAGGUAGAAGGGGACAUGUACGAGUCUGCCAACAGCCGAGACGAGUACUAUCACUUUUUGGCUGAAAAAAUCUACAAAAUCCAAAAGGAAUUGGAGGAGAAGAGGCGCUCACGGUUACAAAAGCAGAUCAUCAAUCAGGCAUCAAUCACUCAGGGGACGCAGCAACCCGGCGUUCCCCAAGCCAAUGCUAUGGGUGCAAGGCCACAGAAUGGGCCCGCUUCUCUACCAAACAUUCCAAAUCCAAUCAUUAAUCGCAUGCAGGUUUCACAAGGAGUUAACCAGUUCAACCACAUGGCUAUGACUAACCAGAUGACCCCGGCACAGAUGGGCCCCCGAGCUGCUUCUCCUAUGAACCACCCACAGCAAAUGAACCUGAGCUCCGUUCCACAGAUGGGCAUGUCUCCCUCGAGAAUGCCUCAGGCCCAGGGUUUGAUGGCCGGACACAACAACAUGGUGGGCCAGACAGCCAGCCAGGGGCAGUUCAUGACUCAGACUCAGUUUCCUCCAGGAUCUGGGGCGUCGGGGGCCAUGAAUGUCACUACAGGGCCUGGGAUGGGCCAGCCGCCAGCACAAGCCGCCAUCACCCAGCAGCAGCAGCAGCAGAGCGCUAACCUCCCCACCAAUGCUCUGGGCCCCUCACUCAGCUCCCAGCUAGCCUCCUCCCAAACCCCCUUGCACCCCACACCUCCACCAGCUGCCUCCUCUGUCUCAGCUGCUGGGGGCGCCUCUAACCUGCCGCAUCCCCAGUCCUCCAGCCGCAGCUCCACCCCCACCCUCCCCGGCUCUGCCCCAGCUCCAGCCCAGGGGGCCACUCCACCCUGCCCCUCUCAACCCCAACCCCAGGUGGAGCUCUCUACAGCAGCACAGACGCAGCCCCUUCCACAGCCCCCUACCACGCCGCUGUCCCAACCUGGGGCCAGUCUGGACAACCGAGUGCCCACGCCUGCCUCCGCCGCCAGUGCAGACCUGCACUCUCAGCACACUGCAGCGGACCUCCCCGUCCAGGAGGUCAAAGCAGAACCGCAGCAUGGCCAGCAGGAGUUUGAGGCUGCUGGCAUGAAAACAGAACCCAAAAUGGAGACUGAAGAUGACUCGACUUCAAGUUCUGUGAAAAAGGAAGAGCAGGAGGUGAAGGACGAGCAAAUGGAGGUGGAGGAGAAAAAGCUGGUGAUGAAGAAGGAGCCUAAAGACGAGGAGGAGAGUGGAACCAAUGGAACAAGCUCCUCAUCACCUCCUCAGUCACGACGAAAAAUAUUUAAACCAGAGGAGCUGCGGCAGACUUUGAUGCCGACGCUGGAGUCCCUUUACAGGCAGGAUCCCGAAUCUCUGCCGUUCCGACAGCCCGUAGACCCCAUGCUGCUGGGUAUUCCUGACUACUUUGACAUCGUGAAGAAUCCGAUAGACCUAUCUACCAUCAAGCGCAAGCUUGACACGGGGCAGUACCAAGAGCCCUGGCAGUAUGUGGAUGAUGUGUGGCUGAUGUUCAACAACGCCUGGCUCUACAACCGAAAGACGUCCCGGGUCUACAAGUACUGCUCCAAGCUGGCGGAAGUGUUCGAGUCGGAGAUCGACCCGGUCAUGCAGAGCUUGGGCUACUGCUGCGGGAGGAAGUACGAGUUCUCCCCUCAAACCCUCUGUUGCUAUGGGAAGCAGCUCUGCACCAUACCAACUGGAGGCACAUACUACAGCUAUCAGAACAGGUAUCUGCACAUGCACCAGACUUAUGCACUAGUACUAGUGUUUAUAAGGGAGAUUUGUCCCCUGAAACCUAAAAGAUACGACAACAACUACGGUUAUUUGUAUUUUUUGUUUUUAACGUGCUUUAGGAUGAUAUCAAAAGAUCAGUUUGAACGUAAGAAGAAUGAUGUGCUGGAUCCUGAACCUUUUGUUGAAUGUAAAGAUUGUGGACGAAAAAUGCACCAGAUAUGUGUAUUACACUACGAGGUGAUUUGGCCAUCCGGAUUCAUCUGUGAUAACUGUCUAAAGAAAAGUGGGAAAACUAAGAAGGAAAACAAGUUCACAGCAAAAAGACUGCAGUCGACAAGACUUGGAAUGCACAUAGAGGACCGAGUGAAUAAAUAUUUGAAGAGACAGAACCAUCCAGAGGCCGGAGAAGUCUUUGUGAGAGUGGUGGCGAGCUCUGACAAAACAGUGGAAGUCAAGCCGGGCAUGAAAGCCAGGUUUGUGGACACUGGUGAAAUGCCAGAGACCUUUCCUUACAGAACCAAAGCACUUUUUGCAUUUGAGGAAAUUGACGGCGUGGACGUUUGCUUUUUUGGCAUGCAUGUGCAGGAGUAUGGCUCUGAAUGCCCAUUUCCUAACAACAGACGUGUCUACAUAUCAUACCUGGACAGUAUUCACUUCUUCAGGCCUCGCCUUUUAAGAACUGCAGUCUACCAUGAGAUACUGAUUGGGUAUCUUGAAUAUGUCAAAAAGCUGGGCUAUGCUCAGGGCCACAUCUGGGCGUGUCCCCCCAGUGAAGGAGAUGACUACAUUUUCCACUGCCACCCCCCUGAUCAGAAGAUCCCUAAACCAAAGAGACUGCAGGAGUGGUACCGAAAGAUGCUGGACAAAGCCUUUGCAGAGAGGAUCCUGCACGACUACAAGGACAUCUUCAAACAAGCGACUGAAGACAGACUCACUUCUGCCAACGAGCUGCCGUAUUUUGAAGGCGACUUUUGGCCGAACGUUCUGGAGGAGAGCAUUAAGGAGCUGGAGCAAGAGGAGGAGGAGAGAAAGAAAGAGGAGAACACAGCUGCCUCUGAAAUGCCUGAGGGAACCCCAAGUGACAGCAAAAACGCUAAGAAGAAGAACAACAAGAAAACCAAUAAAAACAAGAGCAGCAUCAGCCGAGCCAAUAAGAAGAAGCCCGGAAUGCCAAAUGUAGCAAACGACCUGUCCCAGAAGUUAUACGCCACAAUGGAGAAGCACAAAGAGGUGUUUUUUGUAAUCCAUCUUCACUCGGGUCCCAUGGUCAACACUUUGCCUCCCAUUGUUGACCCCGACCCCCUGAUUUCCUGUGACCUAAUGGACGGCCGGGACGCCUUCCUGACUCUGGCCCGGGAUAAGCACUGGGAGUUCAGCUCCCUGCGGAGGUGCAAGUGGAGCACAAUGUGCAUGCUGGUUGAACUGCACAACCAAGGACAGGACCGCUUUGUGUACACUUGUAAUGAGUGUAAGCACCACGUGGAGACUCGCUGGCACUGCACUGUGUGUGAGGACUUUGAUCUCUGCAUUAACUGCUACAACACGAAGGGCCACGAACAUCAGAUGGUUAAGUGGGGUCUCGGCCUCGAUGACGACAGCAACGGCCAGAGCGGGGAAGCUUCGAAGAGCCCGCAGGAGAGCCGUCGCCUCAGCAUCCAGCGCUGCAUCCAGUCCCUGGUCCACGCCUGCCAGUGCCGCAACGCCAACUGCUCUCUGCCGUCCUGCCAGAAGAUGAAACGAGUGGUGCAGCACACCAAGGGCUGCAAGCGCAAGACCAACGGCGGCUGCCCCGUGUGCAAGCAGCUCAUCGCUCUGUGUUGUUACCACGCCAAGCACUGCCAGGAGAACAAGUGCCCCGUCCCGUUCUGCCUGAACAUCAAGCACAAACUCCGCCAGCAGCAGAUCCAGCACAGACUCCAGCAGGCCCAGCUGAUGAGGAGAAGGAUGGCCACCAUGCAGGGCAGAACCAUGCCCCUGCCGUCCCCACCCCCAUCCACCGCCCCCAGCACUCCCACCUCCCACGCCCAGCCCAACACCCCCCAAACGCCCCAGCAGCCUCUGUCCAACCAGCCGCAGACUCCUAGCUCAGCAGGUGUCCUGUCGCCGUCUUUCCCCACCGCGCCUCGCACCGCUCAGCCGCAAGCGCCGGUCUCCCAGGGGAAGCCCGGCCCGCACGCCUCCCCUCUCCAUCAGCAGCAGCCCGCCCUCCCCCAGCCCCCCAUGCAGCCUAAGCAGCUAGCACAACAGCAGGCUCCGCCCGCCGCAGUCAAAAUGGCGAAACACAUCGAGAUGAUGGCGCAGGCGCAGCAGAACUACAGGUUCAACAUGAACGGCAUGCACAUGAACCCUCAACAGCCUCAGCAGCGCAUGGCUGGACCGGCACAGCCCACCAUGCAGAUGGUGCCCGGCCCCCGGGGACCGCAGGUAGUGCAGUCUGCCAUGGCUCCGGGACAGUGGCCGGGGGCGGGGCCUAUGCAAGCCGCCCAGACUCCACCAUCGGGUCUCGUCAUCGGUCAGACUCCUCAGCAGCCGAUGGGCAUGCAGCGCCCCAUGAUCGCACCGGGGCCGCAGGCUCAGCAAGGCCAGAGGAUGUUGAUACCGCAGCAGCCCGGAGCCCGGCCGCAGACGCCACAGAGACCCGGCACCAUACCGCCCAACGCCCUGCAGGACCUCCUGCGCACCCUCAAAUCACCCAGCUCACCUCAGCAGCAGCAGCAAGUCCUCAACAUCCUCAAAUCCAACCCUCAGCUCAUGGCCGCUUUCAUCAAACAGCGAACAGCCAAGUACCACGCAAACCAGCCGCCACCGCAGCAGCAGCAGCAGCAGCAGCAGCAGCAGCAGCAGCAACCCGGCAUGCAGACAAUGCAGACUAUGGCCCUGCCAGGAGGCCCGGGGCAGAGGCCAGGGAUGCCUCUGCAGCAGCAGCAGCCUGCUGUGCAGGUCAUGGCCCCCCUCGGGGCCCCCGGGCAGCUGAUCAAUGCAGCUCACAACAGCAGCCCCCAGAUGCAGGAGAUCUACCGGCGGCAGCUGAUGAAGCAGCAGCAGCAGCAGGGGGGGGGGAUGCCUCAGGGCCAUCCCGGACAGUUCCCUGCUCCGCCACAGGGGGCCUCAAACACGUACUCCCAGCUCCGCAUGCAGCAGCAGCAUCAGAUAAGCAUGCAGGGAGCGGCAGGGGCAGCCGGGGGCCCCAUGGCUCAGCUGCCCCCCAUGAGUCAGCUGGGUCAGUCUGCCAUGGGGAUGGACUCCUCCCAGAACCUGCUGCAUCAACGGUUGCUGCAACAGCAGCAACUUCCACAGCAGCAGCAGCAGGCUGUCCUGAAGCAGCAGAUGGGCUCCCCGGCCCAGCCCAGCCCCAUGAGCCCCCAGACCCACCUGCUGGCCCCCCAGGCUCAGGGGGCAACCUGCCUUUCCGGACAGCCAGCGCUAGCUAACGCCCUCAGCAACCAGGUCCGUUCUCCGGCGCCGGUCCAGUCUCCCUGUCCACCGUCGCAGCAGCAGCCCCAGCCUCCACAUUCCAGCCCCUCCCCCCAGGUCCAGAACCAGCCGCAGCCCUCCCCUCAGCAUCCUCCCCCACACUCAAACUCCCCCCAUCCAGGACUGGCCAGCUCGCUGCAGUCCAUGGAGCCGGGACACUUGGGCACGCCGGAACAGAGCGCCAUGCUCCCACAGCUCAACACGCCCACCAGGGCGGGGCUGAGCAGUGACUUGGGACUAGGGGGGGAUGCUACCGGGGACACUCUGGAGAAGUUUGUGGAGGGAUUGUAGCAUUCGUACAAAGAGCAGAAGGACUGGUUUGCUCUCCCAGGGACCCGCCCUCCCCCUGAGCCGCCCAUCCUCCAGACUCGAUCCUCCAGGGCUUCGUUUGUUCUUUCUAAAGUUGUAAACGGUUCUUUUGUACUGGUGUGUAUAAAGUUUAAGAUGUUGGAAAAGCUCCAUUUGGUCAAACAAAAAGCCAACAACUUUAGGGAAUUCCAGCAUUUCCUGAAUCCACAUGGCUGAUGUUUCCUCCUCUGAAUGGUUCAGGAGUUUGCAGAGUUUGUUCUUUAAUAAAAUCACAAAGAAUAUAUUUUGGGUUGAGACCAAAUGUGUUAAGAUCUCACUGUCAUUUUGGUUUGUUUUUGCUAUAGUUUCAUGCCUUUAUCUCUUUUUUUUAAAGAAAUGUACAAUUGCAUUAUAUUAUUUGUAUCAUUUUAUUUUGUACCUUUGAGAACAAAAGUAAUACAUUUGUGUUGAACUAAAAUAUUUUGGCCAGGCUUUCAUUUGUUCCUGGCAGUUGUAAUGUAGUGUUGUUCCAUAACUUCAGGGACGGCUCCCUUCCCCUCUGUGUGGAUGAAGAUCACUCACUUGUAUUAAAGUAGGAAAUGGCUUUUGUACUCACAGGCAUGUAUGCAGGCACACAUGAAGACACUGACAAAAACCCUCACUAAAACAAAAGCAACGUGGAACGGUUUCACCAAAGUAGAAAACAAUGGACUGCAACCUCCAUGUGGAAGAUGUCUUGCAGGUGUAGAAAGUUGUUGCUAUGACAUUAAAACGAUUUUGUCAUACUUUUUGGCAUACAGAUGUUGUAAAGUGUAAAGAGAGAGCGAGAAAGAGUCCAGCCCCAAGCUGAGGUGGAAUGAUAGCAGGGUGUUGUAGGCUGCGUCUCAAUAAUGCCCUCAAUCUACUCUAAAGGGUCCAGGGAAUUUUUGGGAGUCUCCUCCAAGCGAACAUCAGCCCUCAGUCCUCUCACAGAAACUUGAACUGGGGAUUAGCUUUUUUCUCCUAUUGUAAAUCAAGCUAAGCAAAUGACUAUAAAUAUAAGGAAGAUAGAAAGGAAUCACUGUAAAACUGGUAAGACUCAUUUCUUACUUCUAUACCAUAUUGUUAAAUAAAUGGUGUGCAACAGAAGAACUGCGGUACUCUGUUGACUGAAUGAGGCA
Oryzias melastigma (Indian medaka) is the source of this 9533-nucleotide messenger RNA. It is a transcript of the gene crebbpa, whose product is annotated as CREB binding protein a. Gene Ontology annotation, biological process: positive regulation of transcription by RNA polymerase II. Gene Ontology annotation, cellular component: transcription regulator complex; histone acetyltransferase complex; nucleus. Gene Ontology annotation, molecular function: histone acetyltransferase activity; protein binding; transcription coactivator activity. The record is from RefSeq and is a predicted model, not a curated record. Lineage: Eukaryota; Metazoa; Chordata; Actinopteri; Beloniformes; Adrianichthyidae. The coding region runs from base 985 to 8376 and encodes 2463 amino acids. The transcript is spliced from 30 exons.